ACUAAAACUCCCGUGAUGCACUGCGGGGACGUGCGUAUGACGCUGUACGUUUCAGCGGGAGACUAAGCGAGAGAAGGAAAAACAAACGGCAUUAGGAUGCAGAGAAUGAGCCGGUUAAAACGAGAACUUCAGCUUCUGAACACAGAACCACCUCCUGGAAUCCAGUGCAGCGUCAGUGAGGAGAACCUGGAUAAAAUACAGGCCCAGAUCAUUGGACGUUCUAGCACACCGUAUGAAGGUGGAGUUUUCCAGCUGGAGAUAAAAAUACCUGACAGAUAUCCAUUCGAACCUCCUCAGAUUCGCUUCCUAACACCUAUCUAUCACCCAAACAUUGACACAGCUGGACGCAUCUGUCUGGAUGCUCUAAAAAUGCCACCCAAGGGCGCCUGGAGACCUUCUCUGAAUAUCUCCACUGUGCUGAGCUCCAUCCAGCUCCUUAUGGCUGAACCCAACCCAGAUGACCCGCUGAUGGCUGAUAUUUCUUCUGAGUUUAAAUACAACAAAGCAGUUUAUUUGGAAAAGGCUCGAAAAUGGACAUCAAAAUACGCAACACAGAAGAACAAGGGCGAUGUGGAGGCAGAGCAGAAGGUUCCUGAAGAUGGAGGCAGUAAAACUUCACGGAAGAGAGAAGCACUUUCUGCUCAGGAGAAUCUGGAGCAGCCGAAGAGAGUUUGUCUAUAGUUUAAUUCAUAAAUGUCUGGUUUGAUCGCUGUAGAUUGUCAUCUGCUGUUUGUGUAUGUACAUAAUUUGUUUUAAGCUGAAAACAUUUAAUAAAAUUACAGAAUUAAAAAGGGU
Molecule: messenger RNA, 795 nt
Organism: Pygocentrus nattereri (red-bellied piranha)
Lineage: Eukaryota; Metazoa; Chordata; Actinopteri; Characiformes; Serrasalmidae
Gene: ube2t
Product: ubiquitin-conjugating enzyme E2T (putative)
Exons: 7
Coding region: 97-681 (194 amino acids)
Source: RefSeq, a predicted model, not a curated record